Messenger RNA from Blastomyces dermatitidis ER-3, 1284 nucleotides. RefSeq lists its product as uncharacterized. The record is from RefSeq and is a predicted model, not a curated record. The coding region runs from base 706 to 1014 and encodes 102 amino acids. The transcript has 2 exons. NCBI's taxonomy places the organism in Eukaryota, Fungi, Ascomycota, Eurotiomycetes, Onygenales, Ajellomycetaceae.
UUCUUCUUGAUUUCUUUUUCUUUUUCUUUUUCUUUUUCUUUUCUUUUUUUCCCCAUUCUUUUAUAUAUCAUUCUUUAUUCUUUUCUUCCUUUUAUAACAUCUUCUCAUUCUCAUAGUUACUCACUUCUGGUACUGCUUACGAUCGUUAAGCUACAAUACCUUACUACUUACUGUCCAGCUUAGAAAAUAUCUAUCGGACACUCGCUUCCCAAUUUUACUUGACUCGACUAUCAAAAACCCAUCUAUACAACCAACAUAUAUCGUCUUCUCUCCUCCCUAAUCAAUAAAUACAAUAUUAACACCGGAAACCAAACCCAACCCCCAAACCGAGAAGAGAUAGACAUAUAGCAUAGCAUAGCGUACAGCUUAGCCAAAUAUCCAUAUACAUCACAUCAUCCGCCUCUCGAGCUUCAGACAAACAAUACACCGGCAAACGGUAAACGAUAAACGACAAUCUCGUCCAUCGAACGGAUUAGAGAGAGCCAGAAGUACCCGUUGAAUAGCAAAUAUCAAACAAAGGUCAUAUAAACAAAACACAACUCGAUUUUCAAUAAUUGUUCACUUCCACCCCCGAACCAAACAAGGCAUCCUCCUCUCUCUUCUUCCCCCCAACCCGGGAAAUAUAUAAAAAACAAUAGGGGAAAAAAAGGAAGAGGAAAGAAGCAUUAAAAAAAAACAUAACAUAACAUAACAUAACAUAAACCAAUGCCGGCCACCAUGUCCCAAUCCUACCAACAUAUCCUCUCCCCAAUCCCCUCAAAGUCCACCCUCGUCAAGGGCACAGGCACAGACACAGACGGCACCACCACCACCACCGGCGCCACCAGCACAACCAAAACCACCAACAACAUCAACGGCAUAAACGCAUCAACCUUCAUCCAAGAGAUCUCCCGCGCCAUGCAAGCCUCGUCCUCGCAGCAACCCAAGUACGCCGCGUACCCGUACCUGAUGGACGAUGGGGUUGAACAUCCGCCUCCGCCGCCCCCGUCGCCCGUGGGGUGGUCGAGGUCUUGAAUUGAUAAAUCGGAUUUGCUUUUGGGGGGACAAGAGGGGCGUGUUUUGUUUUUUUUUUUUUUUUCUUUCUUUUCUUUUCCUUUCUUUUUUCUUUUUCUUUUUCUUUUUUUUCCCUCAUUUCAUUUCUUUUUGUUGUUUUCCCUGUUUUAAUCUCUUUUCUUUUCAUUCCCCCCCCCCCCCCCCCUUUUUUUUUUUUUUUUUUCUCCUUUGUUUGAUCAUACCGAUUGGGAUUUUAAGGCGUAUGUAUUCUUUUAUUUUGCUGUUCUUUGC